UUUUAUGAAAAAUAAUGUAAACAAUUGCGAGCAAAAAUGAUGAAAAUGCCAAAUUGGUUAAAUAAAACUACCUUUUCUCCAAAGAAAACACCGACGAGAAAAGCUUCGGUGUCAUUGUCCACUAAAGAUUUGAGUCCUAAAAAGAUUGAAAAGGAACUGGGACCAAACAUUGGAGAAAUUCGAAUUUGUUUAGGAGAUCAGCAAGCAGUUUUUGAUGCUGGAUUAUGGGUACCUGAAUCUGGAAAAGUAGGCUGUACAUUCAAAGAGAAUGAAAAACUAAAAAAGGAAAUUAAAAAGCUGGAAGAGGAAAACAAUUUAUUGAAAAUAAAAUUUGAACUUUUAUUGGAUAUGUUAACACAAGCUACUGUGAACGCUAAUGUUGAUAAGGAAGAACUCGAAAGUUUACGUAGUAAACAUUAUACUAGUAAACGAACUGCAACUUGAAUCAAUAAAAAGAAAUAAAUGUAAUGUUAUAUAUGAAAUAUGGUUGAAUGUAAAGUACAUUUUCAUUGUAAUUCAGAAUGAUUGACUCUUUGCAUGACAUUGACUAAAGUAUUCACAAAUUUC
Molecule: messenger RNA, 567 nt
Organism: Ceratosolen solmsi marchali
Lineage: Eukaryota; Metazoa; Arthropoda; Insecta; Hymenoptera; Agaonidae
Gene: Cby
Product: beta catenin antagonist chibby
Exons: 3
Coding region: 37-444 (135 amino acids)
Source: RefSeq, a predicted model, not a curated record